Molecule: messenger RNA, 7886 nt
Organism: Oncorhynchus keta (chum salmon)
Lineage: Eukaryota; Metazoa; Chordata; Actinopteri; Salmoniformes; Salmonidae
Exons: 2
Coding region: 6468-7514 (348 amino acids)
Source: RefSeq, a predicted model, not a curated record
AUCACCAGGCCUAGACAGAGAGAGACAGAAAGAAUGAUGUGUGACCAUGUAACUUUAUGACGAUGUUAUGUUACAUCAGGCCAUACUAAUUUAAUUGACUGUAUAACUUUAUGACACUGUAAUGUUACAUAAGGCCAUACUAAUUUAAUUGACGAGCAGAAAAUGGAAGAAAUAUCCACCCAAAAUAAAUCCACCCAAAUUCAGAGGUGAAAAUGGGGGGUUGUCCUGUUUCACAUUUGUUCAAGUGUGUGACCUGUAAAAGUGUGUGGUAUUAACUGGAAAAUAUUUUUUUGCAUAUCCCACUCCCCUAAAACACACUUGGAGAGUAGGGUCACGGCCAGGGAUCAGCCAUUAUUGACAGUGACCCUGGAGAAAUUUGGGUGAAGUGCUUUGCUCAAGGGUACAUUGGCAGAUUUGAUAGCAAGUGGCUUGUUCUGGACCCUAUAGUGUUUGUUUUUAACUUGUAAUGAACUGCUUUCCUUCUUGUUUACACAGAGUGUUUAUGGACCUAACUUUUCGGGAAUUGUUGUUUGUGCCUCACCACCUCUUCCCCUUCCAAGAACAUCCACAGUGGACACACAUCUGGGCAUCCACAGUGGACACAACAUCUGAAAAUCCACAGUGGACACAACAUCUGGGCAUCCACAGUGGACACACAUCUGGGCAUCCACAGUGGACACACAUCUGGGCAUCCACAGUGGACACACAUCUGAACAUCCACAGUGGACACACAUCUGGGCAUCCACAGUGGACACACAUCUGGGCAUCCACAGUGGACACACAUCUGAAAAUCCACAGUGGACACACAUCUGGGCAUCCACAGUGGACACACAUCUGGACAUCCACAGUGGACACACAUCUGGGCAUCCACAGUGGACACACAUCUGGGCAUCCACAGUGGACACAACAUCUGAACAUCCACAGUGGACACACAUCUGGGCAUCCACAGUGGACACACAUCUGGGCAUCCACAGUGGACACAACAUCUGAACAUCCACAGUGGACACACAUCUGGGCAUCCACAGUGGACACACAUCUGAAAAUCCACAGUGGACACACAUCUGGGCAUCCACAGUGGACACACAUCUGAACAUCCACAGUGGACACACAUCUGAACAUCCACAGUGGACACACAUCUGGGCAUCCACAGUGGACACACAUCUGGGCAUCCACAGUGGACACACAUCUGAACAUCCACAGUGGACACACAUCUGGGCAUCCACAGUGGACACACAUCUGGGCAUCCACAGCGACUGGCUCAUAAAAAAAAUAAAAAUACUGCAUAGUUUUCUAUGUACUAUUUUUUACAUUAUUAGCUCAGGAAAUGUUGUGUGUCAUUACAUACAGCCGGAAAGAACUAUUGGAUAUAGAGCGGUGGUUACUCACCAGAAAUACCAGCAUUAUGACCAGGAAUACGACUUCCCUGGACCAGGGGCCGACUCAAAACCUCGCCGGCAGAGGAGAGGCACUCGAGGCGGCCUGCUAGUUCGACUUAGGAGGCGCGCACACCACCUACCGCUUCCAAGUAUAUUACUCGCUAAUGUCCAGUCUUUGGAUAACAAAGUUGAUGAGCUUCGAGCAAAGCUUUCUUUCCAGAGAGACAUCGGGGGCUGGAACAUACUUUGCUUCACAAAAACAUAGCUCUCUCUGGAUACUCUGUCGGAGUCGGUAAAGCCAGCAGGAUACUCAGUACAUCAUGCAGACAGGAGUAAAUAUCUCUCCGGGAAGUAGAAGGGCUGAGGGGUGUGUUUCAUGAUAAACGACUCAUGGUGUAAUUCUAGGAACAUACAGCAACUCAAAUCAUUUUGUUCACCAGACCUAGAAUACCUCACAAUUACAUGCCAACCAAAUGAUCUCCCAAGACAAUUCUCCUCCGUCAUCGCCACGGCCGUUUUACAUCCCACCUCAAAGCCGAAACCUCGAUGGCCCUCGAACUUCACUGGACUUCAUAGAAACUUGGAAAUCACACAUCCCGAGGCUGUAUUUAUUGUAUCUGGGGAUUUUAACGAAGUAAAUCUGAGGACUAGGAUGCCAAAAUUCUAUCAACAUGUUGACUGUCCUACUCGCGCAACCAAGACUCUCGAACAUUGCUAUUUAAACUUCCGGAAUGCUUACAAGACCCUCCCCUGUCCUCCUUUUGGCAAAUCUGAUCACGAAUCCAUCUUGCUCCUCCCGUCCUAUAGGCAGAAACUCAAACAGGAAGUCCCCGUGCUUCGUACUAUUCAACGCUGGUCUGACCAAUUGGAAUCCACGCUUCAGGAUUGUUUUGAUCACGUGGACUGGGAUAUGUUCCAGGUAGCGUGCAAAAAUAAUCUAGAUGUAUACACGGAUACUGGGACCGAGUUUAUAAGGAAGUGUAUCAGAGAUGUAGUACCCACUGUGACUAUUAAAACCUACCCAUAUCACCUCUACCUUACCUGCCACCCUAGACCCAAUUCAGUUCGCCCCAAUAGAUCCACAGACGAUGCAACCGCCAUCACUCUGCACACUGCCCUAUCACAUCUGGACAAGAGAAAUACCUAUGUAAGAAUGCUGUUUAUUGACUUCAACACCAUAGUACCCUCCAAGCUCAUCAUUAAGCUUGAGGCUCUGGGUCCGAAUCCCGCCCUGUGCUACUGGGUCCUGGACUUCCUGACAGGCCGCCCCUAGGUGGUGAAGGUAGGAAACAUCAUGACUGCGUGGCCGUGCAUGGCUCCAACUCAAUCAUCAAGUUUGCAGACGACACAACAGUAUUAGGCUUGAUUACUAACAAUGACGAGACAGCCAACAGAGAGGAGGUUAUGGGAGUGUGGUUUCAGGAAACAACCUCUCACUCAGCGUCAACAUAACAAAGGAGAUGAUCGUGGACUUCAGGAAACAGCAGAGGAAGCACCCCCCUAUCUACUUCGACGGGACCAUAGUGGAGAAGGUGGAAAGCUUCAAGUUACAUGGCCUACACAUCACUUACAAACUAAAAUGAACCACCCACACAGACAGUGUGGUGAAGAAGGCACAACUUAGCCUCUUCAACCUCAGGAGGUUAAAGAAAUUUGUCACCUAAAAACCUCACAAAUUUGUAUAAUAGUCAUAAUUCAUUCCUCCUUAGAUUUGUGUGUGUUGGGUAUAUAUUGUGUAAUUUGUUAGAUAUUACUUAGAUAUUACUCCACUGUCGGAGCUAGAAGCACAAACAUUUCGGUACACCCGCAAAAAUCACAUGUAUGUGAUCAAUAACAUUUAUUUUAUUUGCUGCCUACAUACAGACCUGAAAUCAUUGGCCACACUAACAAAUGGAUCACUAGUCACUUUAUUAAUGCCACUUUAAUAAUGAUGUUUACUCACCACCUAUUGCAUUCCCUAUGCCGCUCGGUCAUUGCACAUCCAUAUAUUUAUAGGUACAUAUUCUUAUUCUAUCCCUUUACUUAGAUUUGUGUGUAUUAAGUAGUUAAGUUGUGUCAGAUUACAUGUUAGAUAUUCUGCACUGUCGGAACUAGAAGCACAAGCAUUUUGCAACACUCGCAAUAAUAUCUGCUUACCAUGUGUAAAUCUGAUUUGGAAUCGCUUGUACUGUUCCUUGUCAAGGCCCUUCCUGCUGAGGUCAUGCAUCAUGUCAACUUCUAUAUCAAUGAUGUUGAAUUGUUGUGUAUUAUUGACAAUUUCACCGUGUGUUGUGGGGCUGCUGUUCCAGUUAAGUCAGUCAAACCGGUUGCAACAGGAUAGGCUCUUUUCAAAGGUCUCUUUCAGGUCUGGGUUUUUGGUUGUUGCUACACUGUUUCACACGCUUUCCCCUUUUUGAUUUUUCCAUCUUCUCCAUGGCCAGGGCAGUUCCCUGCAGCCCCAAGUUUAGGCAGGGUGUCACCCGGUGCUGUUCUACAAGUGAUAAGCAUGUCAAGAGGCUUGAACAACCAUAGAUGGUUUCGUGGUCUAGACCACCAUCAGAUUGAUCGAAAUGUAACUUGUUGAGAGAGACUCAAUCUUCACUGUAGUUCCCUCCAAUUACAUUUUGUAAUUGAAUUUUUGUCCCCCAAUUUUAUAAUUGGAAUGUGAUACAAAACGCGGCAACGGUGUGCUUUAGGACCAUGCGGACACAUCCGGACGGUCGGGUAGGCUGUUUGGAGUAUAUAUGUCUUAGAGGACGACAUGGGAAUGGAGAUACAGUUGAAGUCGGAUGUUUACAUACACCUUAGCCAUACUUUUAAACUCCGUUUUUCAGAAUUCUUGACAUUUAAUCCAAGUAAAAAUUCCCUGUUUUAGGUCAGUUAGGAUCACCACUUUAUUUUAAGAAUGUGAAAUGUCAGAAUAAUAGUAGAGAGAAUGAUUUCUUUCAGCUUUUAUUUCUUUCAUCACAUUCCCAGUGUGUCAGAAGUUUACAUACACGCAAUUAGUAUUUGGUAACAUUGUCUUUAAAUUGUUUAACUUGGGUCAAACAUUUUGGUCAGCCUUCCACAAGCUUCCCACAAUAAGUUGGGAGAAUUUUGGCCCAUUCCUCCUGACAGAGCUGGUGUAACUGAGUCAGGUUUCUAGGCCUCCUUGUUCACACACACAUUUUCAGUUCUGCCCACAAACUUUCUAGAGGAUUGAGGUCAGGGCUUUGUGAUGGCCACUCCAACACCUUGACUUUGUUGUCCUUAAGCCAUUUUGCCACAACUUUGGAAGUAUGCUUGGGGUCAUUGUCCAUUUGGAAGACCCAUUUGCGACCAAGCUUUACUUUCCUGACUGAUGUCUUGAGAUGUUGCUUCAAUAUAUCCACAUAAUUUCCCCCCCUCAUGAUCUAUUUUGUGAAGUGCACCAGUCCCUCCUGCAGCAAAGCACCCUCACAACAUGAUGCUGCCACCCCCGUGCUUCACGGUUGGGAUGGUGUUCUUUGGCUUGCAAGACUCCCCCUUUUUCCUCCAAACAUAACGAUGGUCAUUAUGACCAAACAGUUCUAUUUUUGUUUCAACAGACCAGAGGACAUUUCUCCAAAAAGUACAAUCUUUGUCCCCAUGUGCAGUUGCAAACAAUUGUCUGGCUUUUUUUAUGGCGGUUUUGGAGCAGUGGCUUCUUCCUUGCAGAGCGACCUUUCAGGUUAUGUUGAUAUAGGACUUGUUUUACUGUGGAUACAGAUACUUGUGUACCUGUUUCCUCCAGCAUCUUCAGAAGGUCCUUUGCUGUUGUUCUGGGAUUGAUUUGCACUUUUCACACCAAAGUAUGUUCAUCUCUAGGAGACAGAAUGCGUCUCCUUCCUGAGCAGUAUGACAGCUGCGUGGUCCCAUGGUGUUUAUACUUGCAUACUAUUGUUUGGACAGAUGAACGUGGCACCUUCAGGCAUUUGGAAAAUGCUCUCAAGGAUGAACCAGACUUGUGGAGGUCGACAAAUUUUUCUUUGCCGUCUUGGCUGAUUUCUUUUGAUUUUCCCAUAUAAAUAAAUAAAGUGGCACUGAGUUUGAAGGUAGACCUUGAAAUACAUCCACAGGUACACCUCCAAUUGACUCAAAUUAUGUCAAUUAGCCUAUCAAAAGCAUCUAAAGCCAUGACAUAAUUUUCUGUAAUUUUCCAAGGUGUUUAAAGGCACAGUCAAUUUAGUGUAUGUAAACUGCUGACCCAAUGGAAUUGUGAUACAGUGAAUUGUGAUAAAGUGAAAUAAUCUGUCUGUAUACAAUUGUUGGAAAAAUUACUUGUGUCAUGCACAAAGUAGAUAUCCUAAUCGACUUGCCAAAACUAUACAAGAAAUUUGUGGAGUGGUUGAAAAGCGAGUUUUAAUGACUCCAACCUAAGUGAAUGUAAACUUCUGACUUCAACUGUAUAUAUUAUUAUUUCCGACCCCCCACUUCUAAAACCAAAGUUGCUCUCCUAUCCAAAGAUGCGAAGAUUUUCAACUGUGUGUCAAAGAGGACUGGAAGGCUGGAAAACCUUGUCCAUGACAUACACUUUCUCUUUAUAGAAUGACCCAGAUGGAGAUGCUGGGACGUCUGGUAUCAACACGAUAGAUGGUACAAGUCCACUGAAGCUGCUAGAACUUCCCCAGCCAUAUGAGCAAUGCUUAGAUGCCUGCUUCUGUAACAGGUAACUAAAGGCUGACCAGGAAUGACUGCCUUAUAAUCCACUCUUUCAUACUCCUGCUGCCACAAGCAGGCAAACUGUUUCAUGUAGUUCCAUUGUACUGCAGCAAACUUUGAGUCUCGAUGUCCCUUCCUGAUCACCCAAGACUGGACCAUGAACUUGAGGUCAAAACUUCCUGGAGAGCAGACUUGGUCCAUGGAUUCAUGGGAGUAAACUGCAGCCGCAGCCACUGUGUUUAUGGGAUUUUUGUUUCUCGUGGAAGCCGCUUUCCACUAUGUCACCCAAGUCCUCAACAGAAAUGUCAAAAGUUAAGAAUGAGUACUAAGUUUCCUUAAAUCCAUGAUCAGGUCUGAGUCAUCACCAUCAAGGAGGAACAAGGAUACUCUCCGGGUCAUCACCAUCAAGGAGGGUCAUGGAUACUCUCCGGGUCAUCACCAUCAAGGAGGGACAUGGAUACUCUCCGGGUCAUCACCAUCAAGGAGGGUCAUGGAUACUCUCCGGGUCAUCACCAUCAAGGAGGGUCAUGGAUACUCUCCGGGUCAUCACCAUCAAGGAGGGACAAGGAUACUCUCCGGUCAUCACCAUCAAGGAGGGACAAGGAUACUCUCCGGGUCAUCACCAUCAAGGAGGAACAAGGAUACUCUCCGGGUCAUCACCAUCAAGGAGGGACAUGGAUACUCUCCGGGUCAUCACCAUCAAGGAGGGACAAGGAUACACUCCGGGUCAUCACCAUCAAGGAGGAACAAGGAUACUCUCCGGGUCAUCACCAUCAAGGAGGAACAAGGAUACUCUCCGGGUCAUCACCAUCAAGGAGGAACAAUGAUACUCUCCGGGUCAUCACCAUCAAGGAAGAACAAGGAUACUCUCCGGCUCAUCACCAUCAAGGAGGGACAAGGAUACUCUCUGGGUCGUCACCAUCAAGGAGGAACAAGCAUACUCUCCGGGUCAUCACCAUCAAGGAGGAACAAGCAUACUCUCCGGGUCAUCACCAUCAAGGAGGGACAAGGAUACUCUCCGGUCAUCACCAUCAAAGAGGAACAAGGAUACUCUCCGGGUCAUCACCAUCAAGGAGGAACAUGGAUACACUCCGGGUCAUCACCAUCAAGGAGGGACAAGGAUACUCUCCGGGUCAUCACCAUCAAGGAGGGACAAGGAUACUCUCCGGGUCAUCACCAUCAAGGAGGGACAAGGAUACUCUCCGGGUCAUCACCAUCAAGGAGGGACAAGGAUACUCUCCGGGUCAUCACCAUCAAGGAGGGACAAGCAUACUCUCCGGGUCAUCACCAUCAAGGAGGGACAAGGAUACUCUCCGGGUCAUCACCAUCAAGGAGGAACAAGCAUACUCUCCGGGUCAUCACUAUCAAGGAGGGACAAGGAUACUCUCCGGGUCAUCACCAUCAAGGAGGGACAAGGACACUCUCCGGGUCAUCACCAUCAAGGAGGGACAUGGAUACUCCCUCAUCAAGCAGGCCCUGUUCAGCAUCAUCUGUCAGUAACUGCUGUUCACUUCAGCAGGAUGUGCGUAUUUGUCAAGGAAUGCUUUUUGCUCUAGUGUUGCAUGUUGGUUGUUUAUUUAUUUUAUCGUUGUGAAGAUGACAGAGGCUUGCCUGGUCUCAAGAAGCCAUCGCUAUCAGACAGAGGGGUGCCUGGUCUCAUAAAGCCAUCACUAUCAGACAGAAACUUGCCUGGUCUCAUGAAGCCAUCGCUAUCAGACAGAGGGGUGCCUGGUCUCAUGAAGCCAUCACUAUCAGACAGAAACUUGCCUGGUCUCAUGAAGCCAUCGCUAUCAGACAGAGGGGUGCCUGGUCUCAUGAAGCCAUCACUAUCAGACAGAGGGGUGCCUGGUCUCAUGAAGCCAUCGCUAUCAG